This is a messenger RNA of Adineta steineri, 783 nucleotides long. The record is from the annotation of a GenBank genome assembly. NCBI's taxonomy places the organism in Eukaryota, Metazoa, Rotifera, Eurotatoria, Adinetida, Adinetidae.
AUGGAUAUAAAUCAUACGACCGGCAAUAAAAUGCCGAGUCAAGAACAUUUAAAUUUUAUAAAUAAAUUAAAUGAUUCAAAAAUUCCACGACAAAGUCAUUUAAUUGUUAAUCGUUUAUUUAUGAAAAAUUUUUCUCGUGAAACGACUGGUGCUGAAAUUGAACAGUUUUUUCAAACAUAUGGUCCUGUACAUGAUGUGAAAAUAAUUGCAAAAGAAAAUACACAUUUUGCGUUCAUUUCAUUUGUUAAUGAUAAUACUGCAUUAGAUGUUCUACGUCAACAUGCAAUUGUACCAAUUACAUUUCAAAAUCGUCCGGUUAUUUUAGCACCUGCUUAUAAAAAAGCUAGUCUACCUCCAUCAACAAGUCCAACAUCUUAUUAUCCAGGUGAUGGUUCGACAAUGACACCACCACCUACACCUUCUCGAUCGGCAGUAAAUGGAAUGUCUCAACAGCCAUCAACACCAUAUAAUCAACAUCACCAACAACAACAGCCUAUGUCAGUUCCACAACAAGUCUAUCCACCAAUAUAUUAUCCAUUUCAAGCAAAUAUGCCAUUUCUUCCGAUGCAUGGUACUUAUUUACUACCUCAAGCUGCUCCACCUCCGCAAUUGCCACCUUCUUUCUAUCCAACAUUUUAUACGCAUCAAACAGGUGGACAAUUAAUGAAUGGACAUGCUUAUCUUCAACCUCAAUAUAUGUAUUCUAUGGGUCCACCACCCAUUCCAGGACAAUAUCAAACAACAACAUCAACAAAUGAUGUCUCUAUGACAAGCGAAUAUUAA